Molecule: messenger RNA, 933 nt
Organism: Naegleria fowleri
Lineage: Eukaryota; Heterolobosea; Eutetramitea; Acrasida; Naegleriidae
Exons: 1
Coding region: 1-933 (310 amino acids)
Biological process (GO): ceramide catabolic process; ceramide biosynthetic process
Cellular component (GO): endoplasmic reticulum membrane
Source: RefSeq, a predicted model, not a curated record
AUGAGUUUUUACGCCGACCAAACCUACUCAACCUUUAGUGGCUAUCCUUCGGUUUAUCAUCCAGUGGAUGAAGUAACUGGAAAGGCUCUCAUUAGUUCAAACAUUGAUUUUUGUGAGGCUAAUUUUCAGUAUUCGUCGUUCGUUGCUGAACCUGUGAAUACUAUUUCGUCCUAUGUGUAUCUGUUGAUUGCUAUUGCUCACUUAUAUUUCAUUUUCAAGUUUGAAAGGACGUUGAAUAAGGUUGGUGGAUUAUUUUGGAGGUUUUACAUUGGUUCUGUUUUUUGCAUCUUUCUGGGCUUUGGAAGCUCCUUUUUGCAUGCCACCCUGACCAGAAUUGGUCAAUACACAGAUGAAAUUCCCAUGGUGAUGUGCGUUAAUCAAGGAAUUUAUAAUUACUUGUUUAAGGAAAAGAAGAAUUGUGACAGAAAGUGGUAUCAUAAUAUUGUACUAAUUGCAUUGGUCACAUUUACUGUUGGUCACUCAUUGGCAACCAUUUGGUUUCCAAAAAGCUAUGCUGUAUUCGUUUUUGUGUUUGCUGCCUUGUUGAAUUUAUCCACUGCCUUUGAGGCAAUUCAAAUUUACAGAGGAAAUAAUCUGGCUGAAUGGCUUCGUCAAUAUUUGCCACAAAACCAACACUCUGAGGUUGAGGGGCUAGUUUCCAAGAUCAGAAGAAUUUAUUUUAUUUAUUUCAGCUUUUUCUUGGUGGCAUUCAUUUUGUGGUCUAUUGAAUUUGCUUUUUGCCCAUACGUUUACUUUUUGCACCUUCAUGCUUAUUGGCACAUUUUGACUGCCAUUGCAGCAAAUGCAAAAAGCACACUGUGGAUCUACCUAACCAUGCUUGGUCAUGGUUUUACUGAUGUCAACUUGACCUAUUUUGACAGAUUCCGAAUUUUGGCAAAGAUCGAAUUGGACUAUAAGAGCAAGAGAAACUAA